CCGCCUUCCGACGUGGAGAAGCUGGACACUGAGCUGGUCAGGAGCUUUUACUGGACAUGAACAGCGUGGAUGGUCGGAGCAGGUGUGACUGAGCGGACUCCUCCAGCUUCCUCCCGGUGACCUGAGCGCACACAGCUGGUCGGGAGACUCCCACCUCAGAGAGAGACACAUGAACAGCUGAAUGUCUUCAUACUGACCAACACAGCUGCUUCUUCUUCGUCUGUGGUGUCAGAGGACAUGAUGCGGAACUGCAGCCCGUGGGCUCUUCUGCCUCCUGCCUACUCCAUCUGCACCGCUGCUGGACUCUGGGUGGUAUACUUUAUGGCCGUUUACAGUGAGACCAUAACACCUCUGAGUUCUCAGUACAGGAAGACAAAUGGAUCCCUUUAUCCUCCUUUCAUCAGUGUUGCAGGAAACUUCCCACCAGCCAGCUGCAUCUUCAGCGGGGUCAUGAACAUGGCAGCAUUUGUGGGGUUUAUUAUUGCCGUCCUCAGAUACCUUCAGCUGAGAAACAUAUUUGACAAGUCAUGGCUGAACUUCGGCAGUCUGGUGGGUUUCUCUGUCGGCUGCUUCGGGAUGACACUGAUAGGAAACUUCCAGUUAUUCAACCAGCUGAUAAUUCACAACUCGGGCACCUUGAUGACGUUUGGCCUGGGCUGCCUGUUCUGCUGGGUUCAGUCCUACCUCACCCUGAGAGCUAACCUGAAGAACGAGGGGAGGAGCAUCGCCAUCGCUCGCUUCCUGCUGUCUGCAGUCAUCACUCUCUGCAUCGUCCUCAAAUACUGCUUAAGUGUCUACUCUCUCAUGUAUGCUGCUCGAUGCCAGUGGGCGCUGGUCAUGUUCUUCCUCAUCUUCAUCGGUACAUUCGGCAUCGACUUUCGUCACAGCAGCUUUGAGAUUGUGUGCAGGGACACGCUGAGGCCUCCUGUCGGACAGUCUGGGACGUCUGAAGAUUCCAGGCAGCCCCUGGAGCAGCAGCAGGACUAAUAAAACAUCUUCAGGUCUGACUGCAGCAAAGUACACUAUAUUGCCAUAAGUAUUCACUCACCCAUCCAAAUAAUCGAAAUCAGAUGUUCCAAUCACUUCCAUGGCCACAG
Stegastes partitus (bicolor damselfish) is the source of this 1097-nucleotide messenger RNA. It is a transcript of the gene tmem150c, whose product is annotated as transmembrane protein 150C. Gene Ontology annotation, cellular component: plasma membrane. Bases 238 to 987 code for a protein of 249 amino acids. The record is from RefSeq and is a predicted model, not a curated record. The transcript has 8 exons. NCBI's taxonomy places the organism in Eukaryota, Metazoa, Chordata, Actinopteri, Pomacentridae.